Amborella trichopoda is the source of this 1745-nucleotide messenger RNA. The record is from RefSeq and is a predicted model, not a curated record. NCBI's taxonomy places the organism in Eukaryota, Viridiplantae, Streptophyta, Magnoliopsida, Amborellales, Amborellaceae.
GUUCAAUCGGAGAGGUACCUGUGUUGUUGGCAAAGCCUCAAACCUAUAUGAAUUUCAGUGGAGAAUCAUACUUCCCAUUUGUUGAGAUUCAAGAAAGACUUAGAUCCCGUUCGUAAUCAGAGGAGGAGACCUGAUGUGGGGUGUGCAAAGUCCAUUAGAGGUAGUCUUUUGGCACCUUUACCUGCUUCUUUUUUCUGGUUCCUAAAUCUCAUUUGAUGUAAUUUGAUUAUGUAAUGAAUAGUUGUGAAAGUGGUAGCAAGUGAGAAUCUAUUUUGUGUAUUCAUUUUACUUUAUUUGAGUUUUAAUUGUAAUAUUUGGACCUAUGUAAGUGUUCUAGUUGGUAUCACAAGAAAAUUUUAAACUAUAUAGACCAUGCUAGUUCACUUCGUCCUCUUUCAUUGGUAUCAGAGCAAGGAGUUUUUGUUGCUACUAUUUUAUUUUCUUUGUUAUUUUUAUAUCUUUGGGACAAGAAAGCAUACUAUAACUAGUUUCAUUGCUGAAAUUUCAAAGAUGGAGAGAUUCAAUGGAACAACUAUGUGCUUCAUAGAAGCUCAAAAUCGGCUAUGUGCUCUAUGAGGAAGGUUUGCAUAAUAUCCUCAUCAAGGCUCCACCAAGAGAAAAUGCAUCUCAAGGUACGAGGGAUGCAUAUGCCAAAUGGGAAUGCAAAAAUAUGCUUGCUAGGCAUAUCGUACUCGUGGCUAUGCACGACUCGUACACAUGGGAGUGCGAGAGCAUCCAGAACACAAAAGGGAUACAUGAACGGCUCGAGAAAGAAUUUGCUGAUCCAUCACUUGUGAAAAAGACUCUUGCAAUGAAGAAGUACAAUGACUUGAAGUUGCCCGAAAGAGGAAAGAUAGCCGAUAACGUGCAUGCUUUUAGAGCCUUGGUUCGUGAGUUGGAGGCAAUCCACAUGCGGCCCAAUGAACCCAUGCAAGUGCUACACCUUUUAAAUACUCUCCUCGUCUCUUGGGACGUAUUUGUGGCUUCUCUUGCUGCUAGAGAGACUGCUCCUAGGCUAGAGGAGCUAGUGACUUUGCUAAAGGCCGAGGAGGAGAGAAAGAAUGCACAUAAUGCAGCCGCACCAAAAGAUGUGGUGCACAUGGUAGGACCUCUUGCUGUCUACUAUCAAGUACCUCUGCGACAUAUCUUACUAAUUUAUGAUGAGAUGAGUUUACCAAAUGGUGUUUUGAGGCUUCAAGCUAAAGGAGGGCAUGGGUAUCAUAAUGGGAUGAAGAGUGUUAUGGAUCAGCUUGAUAAUUCCCGUGAAUUUCCUCGGUUGAGCAUAGGCAUUGGGAAUCAUCCAGGCACCAUGGACAUGAGAGCUUAUUUGUUGCAGAAGUUCAGUGCAGAGGAGCGUGAACAGAUAAAUGCUGCUCUAAAGCAAGGCGUGGAAGGGGUGAGAUCUUUAGUUUUCAAAGGCUUUGAUGACAGCAUCAAUCGAUUUAACCUUCGCCAGAAGUACAAGUACCACAAGGUGUGAUGAAGAUUUUCUAAGAGAUGUGAAACUGCUCAGUUGGAUUGUAAUUUAUGUCAUUGUAAUCUAUUCUUCUUUAUUCUUGAUCAUCAUUUAUUUUUUGGAAAUGUUGAGUACUUUCUUUGGACCAUGAGUUACUGAUGUGCCAAGCCUUUCCGAAAUCAAGGCCUACGAUCGUAUUUGUCCCCAGUGAAUGCAUGUUUGUGGGUAUGGAACCCCGAAAAUGAUGCUGAUUUUGGAAAGUAACGUGAAUGCUACAAUAAUUUCUGAA